UUAUUUUUUGGUUGUUGUGUGGGUGGGUGUGUGUUAUAAUAAAAUGGCUGAUUUUUUUAUUCAGUCAAAUGAAAGAGACCAGCAUCUUCCAUCAGGAUAUAAAAUAUUACUGCCUUCAGUCUCUGUGGGUAAUGUACCUCAGUUGACUCUGGAUCUCAUUAUAAAUAGCCUCCAUGCUAAGCUAUCUGGCUGGUUUCAGGAUGACUCCAUUUUACCUGUCAUUGGAAAUAAGCCCUUUAAUCAUUCAUCACCUUCAACUCUUACCACUCCGGCUGAAUUGUACAUAAGUCAUGCAAAUAAAUUGAUGAUAGUGCAGCUGAGAUCUCCAAUUGCAAAGGGAAAGUCUAAUAAAUUCAUUAAUCGGCUGGUAGAGUGGUUGGAAGCUCAAAGACCGUCUGCUGUUAUACUAUUAGCAUCACUAUAUGCUGAGGAGAGAAUGGAUGUACAUAUACAGAGUUCUCCUUUCAGGUUUUUGCUGAAUGAGAAUUCGGUUCACCUUUUUACUCACUUCAGCAGUGCUCUUAACUGGCAACCAAUGGAACCUAGAAACACUGAAAAUAAAGCAGCAUCACCUGAUGGAGUUUUAGAAAUUGAGCAAAUCUUUCUUCCCGGAUCAGGAUUUGCAAAACAAAUGUAUAAAAAGAGUGCUUCGUUGCCAUUAGUAACGAUUGCUGUCUUCAGUUCUCAAGGCAACAAUUGUCCUGAUGCUAUAAAUAUGGCUGAUCACAUUGACCAGUGGCUCAAUCUUAAAGGAAAUGAAGAAGGAGAACGAAAUGGCUGGAGUCUGCCUGCAUCUUGGAGCUCUGUUUACGGUGGACCUUCUCCUAAAUCUCUGUAUUAAAACUCAUUCAUUAUUAUUAGUGAAUCAUAGAUCUAAUUCUUUUGUUGCAAAGGCUCAAAGAUUAA
Molecule: messenger RNA, 906 nt
Organism: Amphimedon queenslandica
Lineage: Eukaryota; Metazoa; Porifera; Demospongiae; Haplosclerida; Niphatidae
Product: proteasome assembly chaperone 2-like
Exons: 8
Coding region: 44-841 (265 amino acids)
Biological process (GO): proteasome assembly
Cellular component (GO): nucleus; cytosol
Source: RefSeq, a predicted model, not a curated record